CCGUCGCUCGAAAAACAAUAAUAAAAAUUGACAACUCUGCUCCGCUUUCAGUUCACUCCGCUCUUUUGUUUAUUAAACAAAAAAGUCCAAAUAAACAAUACGCGUCUGAGGCAUUACAACAAAAAUUAACAAAAUUUUGAUACACCGAUUAUAGUUGACUGGAAAAGCGCGCAAACUUGCAAUUUGCUAUGUUGCGUUGCAUACGUUUCGGUGAGGUGCUACUGGAUGAGACUUUCCGUACAUUUCUAAUAUGUAAUCAGUGCCAGACAGAGUUCGUCGAAGUGCCGGAGUUUCGUGUGCAUCUAGCGACUACCUCCUGCGGACAGCGGCUAUUUCAGGAAGAUGUGAUUGGAUUGAAAUUCGGUGCUGCACAAGUCACGCGCACCAGCAAAGAAAAAACAUAUUUGUUGUAUAAUCCAGCGGAUGUGCAAUUGGCUACCACUGAGACGGUGAUUAACAGCGCAACAGCAUCGGCGGAAGGUGGCGACGAUGCCUACUUAGAUUUAAUGAAAAUUGAAGAAGAAUUACUCGAUCCGCGUUGGUAUACAGAUAUUACAAAUGCACAGACUGAAGUGGCUAGUCCACAAUCUGCUGCAUCAUUAGCAGGCGCGUGCAAUGCCAACAAACCGAUGGAAUAUAAAGAACUCGUGGAGGCGGUGGGUCCAUAUGUACAAUUUAAAGAAAAUGCGGCGAAAAGGAAACCUGGCGGUGUUGUGGUGCGACGUUUUCCCAAUAAGUCCGAUAAUGCUGCUGUUGCCAAGAAAAAUCCAGUAUUACAAACAAAACUCGAGCAAAGCAACGACCAGAAAUCGGUGCGUUUGCUGAAUCCUGCAGCGAAGCGAAAACUUGAAAUGCCACCCAAGCAAGUGCAUUUCAAUAAUGAAACCACAGUGAAAUAUGUAAUAAAUGACAAAUUGUGUACGAAUACGGCGGCAAUAACUGAAGAAAUAUCAUUAAACAAUGGCAGUGUGGUGAAGCGACGCAAAACGAUAAAUAUACCAAUGGAGCAUGCUAGCCAGCGACAAGAACAGCAGGAACAAGCUAUAAGGCGUAGUUCAGAUGUACCAAAGAGUACAAUCGGCACGGCCGCAGUGCGUAAAACAGUUGCGGAAACGGCAAAUGCAGCAGGCGCUGGCAAGACUAUAAAAACGCACAAUAACGCUAAAUCGACGGCAGUAACAAGUUCAAAAGUAGUUGCCGCAACAAAAGUGGUACACACAACUGCAUCUAAAACGGACGCAGCAGUGCGACACAAAGGCCUUGUGCCUAAUCCGCUUGUGAUAACUAAACAAAUGAAUGGCAAAAAUCAAGCGAUUAACACCAAUUUGCUGGUUAAAAAUCCCAUCACAUACGCAAGAGCUAACGCGAAUGGCAUUGCAAGUGAAAAAGCGCUACCAAAUCGAACCGCGUCCGUCGCACUCAACAAAGUAGCGCCAGCUGCAACAAAACCACAACAACGCACACUCGCUACAGCGGCCGCUGGAGCAACACAAGCUGUAGCACUUGCGCCUCUUAAGCAAACAGCGCCACCCGCACUAGCACCGUUAUCAAGUAGUAAUCCCACUGCCACGGCCUCUGCGCAACAGAAAACCAAUGAUUUAUUGAAUAAACUGCAGACACGCGGCUUGCAGGUGAAACGCACGCAGCCGCCCGUCACAACAGUGGUCAACACCAGUCAACAGAACAAAACGUUGGAGCUGCUGCAAAAGCUGCAAUCCAAAGGAAUGAAGGUGAAAAUACUCAAUGGCAAGGAGGCGGUGUGUAACGCUGGUGCGACGGUUGCACAAACUAGUGCCAGCAUUAAUUUGCCAACAACAACAACAACAGUGCAGGAGAAAAUAUUGUGCAACGUGGGGAAACCAAAUAAGACGAUUUUAAACAAUAAGCUCAUAAUUAAGAAAGUAAAGUAGUUGUAAUCGUAGUGUUGUAGACUCUUAACGCAUUUUGUCGAUAACCGUUAGGCUGUUUUAAAUAUUUGAUUAUUUUACUCCCAUAACACAUUUUAUUUCGCAAACGUAUUCAUUUUAUCUAAAAAAUAUUCGAAUAAUUUACAUAAAUUUAUUUUAUGUAUCAAGUCAUGCAUAGUUUUAAUUACAAUUCAUUAUGUAAUGCUUAAUAUUUAAGCAAACAAAAACGCGUCACUCAAUGUUCACUGUACUCACCUAUGUUGAAUGAAAUGUUUACAAAUACAUGUAUUUACGUUCACACUCAGCUCGUACGCCGCUGCUG
Molecule: messenger RNA, 2229 nt
Organism: Zeugodacus cucurbitae (melon fly)
Lineage: Eukaryota; Metazoa; Arthropoda; Insecta; Diptera; Tephritidae
Exons: 2
Coding region: 189-1910 (573 amino acids)
Source: RefSeq, a predicted model, not a curated record